AUGACUCAAGAAACACACGAAGCGCCUCCAACGUUCGAACCUGUUCACACACUUGAGCUCGUUUCCGUAAACGACAGCAAGAUCAUCGGAGUCUCGGUUUACUCUGGACGGGCGGAGGUUACUCGUCUUUUCUCGUUCAGUGUUCAUACGGGCCAAAACCAGGUUAACAUUUCUGGACUGCCCAAUGUCCUCGAUCAAGAUUCGUUUAGAGUCGAGGGCCGCGGUGCUGCGACAAUCCACGACGUCACUAUAUCCACCAUCAUCCCACCACCAAUUCCGACAACUUCCACAGAGCUAAAAGCUCUCGAACUGAAGCGUACACAGACGGAAAAGGCUCUUCAGAGGUCUCGAAAAGCCAUUGCUUCACUCGAGACUUACCUUGGCAGUGUCAACGUAGAACACGUCGCCAUCACCGCAUUGGGGGAAGUCGUCGGAAGCUACGAAUCUACAUGCGAAAAGCUUGAUGACCAGGUCACCGAACUGGAGCAGCAGCUUGUUGAUUUGAACAAGGCCAUCGAGGUUGAGCGCAAGAAGCUGUCCGGUCCGACUGGGAAUAACAAGCUGAAUCUCAAGGCGUCGAUUGGGGUGUUUGCCGACCAUGAGGAUGACGUAGAGAUUGCGCUCAUCUACGCCGUCAACAGUGCGACGUGGAGUGCUGGUUAUGAUAUUCGCGUCGACAUGCAGACGAAGGAGAAGCCUAUCACGUUGAUAUACAAGGGGGCUAUCACCCAGAACACCGGAGAGGAUUGGAACGACAUCCCAUUAACUCUGGAAACAGCCACCCCGACGUUUGGUGUCGGCGUCCCUUCUCUCAUUCCUUGGACCCUUUCAAUAUACCGUCCGCCAGUUGUGAGAUCGAAAGGAAAGAGAUUUGGUAGAGGUGGAACAUCUUUGGCUGCCUCUUCAGCCGUGGCCUAUCGACUGAGCAGUCGACGCAGUCCAAUGAGUCGGCGCAGUACAUCUUCGGACGAAGAUGAAGAGUCUCGCGCCAGCCCAAUGGAAUAUCGGGGUCUUGCCGUCUCUUCCAAGGGAAACAUCAGCGCUACUUUCACCGUCCCCGGGACCAUCACGAUUCCCAGUGAUGGAGUUGCCCAUAAUGUCACCAUCGUGCAGUUGAGUCUUGACUCUACGAUGUCUUGGGUGUCUGUUCCCAAAGUGGACGCGAAGACACAUCUUAAUGCCAAGAUCAAAAACGCAUCUGAAUACACCCUCCUAAGUGGCCCUGCCAGCGUAUACGUCGAUGGAAGCUUUAUCUCCCGCUCUGACGUACCCGCCGUAAGCCCAGACGAGAGUUUCGAUUGUCCAUUGGGCCUGGACCCCUCCAUUCGAAUCACCUACCACCCCCGAGUGAAAAAGGUCUCUCAAAGCGGGUUCUACACCAAGACAACAAACUACGUCUUCUCGCAGCGCAUCACCAUCUUCAACACAAAAUCCACCGCAGUCGACAACGUCAAAAUCAUAGACCAGGUGCCCGUAUCGGAAGACUCCCUGAUCACAGUCAAGCUGGUCAGCCCGGCCUUGGUAGCGCCGUUUUCAGAGUCGAAGACGUUGAGCGGUGGGGAGCUGAAGGUGCCGCCGCCGGUCAAGGUUAGCCCUGGGGUUGUCGUGCAAUGGGAUGGUGCGGAUGAACCUGGUAAUGAUGUAGAAGGUUUGGGUAAGGAUGGGAAGUUUUAUUGGGUGUGCUCGGUGCCUUCGCAGGGCAAGGUUAACCUGGUGUUGCAGUGGGAGGUGACUGCCCCUGUGAGAACAGAUAUCGCUGGAUUGUACUAA
Messenger RNA from Laccaria bicolor S238N-H82, 1770 nucleotides. RefSeq lists its product as uncharacterized. The transcript has 6 exons. Lineage: Eukaryota; Fungi; Basidiomycota; Agaricomycetes; Agaricales; Hydnangiaceae. The record is from RefSeq and is a predicted model, not a curated record. The coding region runs from base 1 to 1770 and encodes 589 amino acids.